AUGAAACUGAUUCGUAAAACUCAUGAAAAUAGUUUAUACCCAGAUGAAAUAAAUAUUGAUCAUGCACAAUUUUCAGUUAUUUUACUUCAUACUUUACUUAGCGAAGAUAACUCAUUAGGUGUUCUUAAUGAUGAAUUAAUAAGCUUUUUAGAUUGGUUAUUUGAGAUACUUGCUGAGUAUGAAUAUAUGGAUAAACUCGGAAAAAUUAAUAUCACAAUUGAUCAUAUUAAACAACUGCAGAGUUUAUGCCGAAAUGAAUCGAAUAAAGUUUCAAAAGAGUAUGUGUAUUUAAAAGAAUCGCUGUUCAUUAUUUAUAAGAAAAUAAAAGGAAUUUAUAUACAAAAUUAUAUAAAAGUUUUAUUUGAAAAAUAUUCAAAAGAAAAAUGGUUAGAAAUAGUUAUUUAUUUUUCUGAAUAUUUCGAAGAAAAUGAUAAUAAUUUGUUGGAUGUUAUCCAGAAUGAUCCGAAUUCUCUUAACUUAGUUGAAGUCAAUCAAAUUCAAAAAGUUAUUUUUGAAAAAAUUUCUCAAAUUCAAGAAGAAAAAUUCAAAAAAUUCUAUUCAUUAAUAUUAACAGAAACUCGAAAAAAUAAUAUUAAUUUUCAAAAGAAAAUAGGAAAUGGUUUUAAAGAACUCUAUGGUUAUGUAGAUAAAGAUAAAAAUCAUCCUUUCGAAAAAUAUCAUCCAUAUGAUGUUUUAAAUUUGAAUAAUUUAAUAGAUACAUUUAAUAAUAGAUUCGAAAUCGACAGACAUAUUUUCAUGACGGAAGAUAAUUUUAUCAAAAUACAACAAUGUUUAUCAUGUUUUCAAGAUAUUCGUUUACCUAUAAAAAAAUUAUCAUCGACACCUCAACAGGAUUGGUUAAGAAAUAUUGUUAAUAGAACAUAUUAUUGA
Rotaria sp. Silwood2 is the source of this 891-nucleotide messenger RNA. The record is from the annotation of a GenBank genome assembly. NCBI's taxonomy places the organism in Eukaryota, Metazoa, Rotifera, Eurotatoria, Philodinida, Philodinidae.